Messenger RNA from Trichoplax adhaerens, 1559 nucleotides. RefSeq lists its product as uncharacterized. The record is from RefSeq and is a predicted model, not a curated record. Gene Ontology annotation, molecular function: isocitrate dehydrogenase (NADP+) activity; magnesium ion binding; NAD binding. Gene Ontology annotation, biological process: isocitrate metabolic process. The transcript is spliced from 12 exons. Gene Ontology annotation, cellular component: peroxisome; cytosol; mitochondrion. NCBI's taxonomy places the organism in Eukaryota, Metazoa, Placozoa, Uniplacotomia, Trichoplacea, Trichoplacidae. The coding region runs from base 40 to 1233 and encodes 397 amino acids.
AUUACAGGAGGCACUGUCGUAGAAGUGAAAGGAGAUGAAAUGACCAGAAUCAUCUGGGAAGUAAUCAAAGAGAAAUUAAUAUUCCCAUUUGUUGAUCUGGACCUAAAAACUUUUGAUUUAGGAAUUGAGUACAGAGAUAAAACAGAUGAUCAAGUUACUAUCGAAUGUGCUGAAGCUAUUGCCAAGUAUAAUGUUGGUGUCAAGUGUGCAACAAUCACGCCUGAUGAAAAAAGAGUAGAAGAAUUUAAUCUCAAGAAAAUGUGGAAAUCUCCUAAUGGUACAAUCCGUAAUAUUCUUGGUGGUACGGUGUUUCGUGAAGCCAUUAUAUGUAAGAAUAUUCCACGAUUAGUCCCUGGAUGGAAAAAAUCUAUCAUAAUUGGUCGUCAUGCAUAUGGAGACCAGUAUAAAGCCACAGAUUUUGUUGUACCCGGUCCAGGCAAAUUGGAGAUGAGUUUUACACCUGAAGAUGGUUCUGCUCCAAUGCGUUACACUGUUUUUGAUUUCAAAAAUACUGGCGGUGUUGCGCUUGGAAUGUACAAUACGGACAAGUCGAUCACAGAUUUUGCGCAUAGCUCUUUUAAAUUAGCUCUUGCCAAAGGUUGGCCUCUUUACUUGAGUACAAAGAAUACGAUCUUGAAGAAAUAUGAUGGAAGAUUUAAGGACAUCUUUCAGGAUAUUUAUGAACGGGAAUACAAAGCACAGUAUGAAAAAGCUGGAAUUUGGUACGAGCAUCGAUUGAUUGAUGAUAUGGUUGCAUAUGCUUUAAAAAGCGAAGGUGCGUUUGUUUGGGCUUGCAAGAACUAUGACGGAGAUGUGCAAUCGGAUUCUGUUGCACAAGGGUAUGGAUCGUUGGGUAUGAUGACCAGUGUUUUAAUUUGUCCUGAUGGAAAGACUAUUGAAGCAGAAGCAGCUCAUGGAACAGUAACGAGACAUUUCAGGUUUCAUCAACAAGGCAAAGAAACGUCAACCAAUCCAAUUGCUUCCAUUUUUGCAUGGACUCGUGGUUUACUGCACCGUGCAAAGUUAGACAACAAUAGAGAGUUAGGCGUCUUUGCCGAAAGUUUGGAAGCCGUAUGCGUAGAAACUAUCGAAGCCGGUUAUAUGACAAAGGAUUUAGCUGCUUGCAUUAAGGGAUUACCAAACGUUGUACGAUCGGAUUACCUCAACACGUUCGAAUUCUUAGACAAACUGGCAGAAAAUUUAUCUCAAAAAUUAGCUAGCAGUAAACUCUAAUAAAUAUACUCUUUGCAGAACAUACCCGUUUAAAUCAAUAUAACAAUAGUACUCAAUCAUGUUAUAGCAAUUGAUUUGAAGGUACAUUUUUUUAGCGGUAUUUAGCAUGAUUAGGUAAGGGUAAUUUCAUUUUACUGCUUUUUUCUAGACAUAUGUGAUGUUUUCGCUCUGCAACUGAUAUCACAUGCAGUUACACUCUUCUAAUAGACAUUUUUUGUCAAGUUGCUGUGGGCUCCCGGAGCCCUAAGUUGCUGGCUUCAACAGUAUAUUAAAUAUCUUUUAAUUGCGACAACAUAAAAUAAAUCAUACAUACGCUUUCUGGGUAU